AAGUCACGUGCUGUGACAGUCGCUGGGGUGAGGCCGUCGUCGCCGUAAGGGCUGGUUGGGGCUGUUUCUGUGGGAGGCGCCGAGGUGAUGGCGGUGGAGACUCUGUCCCCGGACUGGGAGUUUGACCGCGUUGACGACGGCUCGCAGAAAAUUCAUGCUGAAGUCCAACUUAAGAAUUAUGGGAAAUUUCUUGAAGAGUAUACAUCUCAACUGAGAAGAAUUGAGGAUGCACUGGAUGACUCAAUUGGAGAUGUUUGGGAUUUCAAUCUUGAUCCUAUAGCAUUAAAGCUUUUGCCUUAUGAACAGUCUUCUCUUUUGGAACUCAUAAAGACGGAAAACAAGGUCUUAAACAAAGUCAUCACUGUUUAUGCUGCACUUUGUUGUGAAAUCAAGAAAUUAAAAUAUGAGGCUGAAACUAAAUUUUACAAUGGUCUCUUGUUUUAUGGAGAAGGAGCUACAGAUGCCAGCAUGGUGGAAGGUGAUUGUCAAAUUCAAAUGGGGCGAUUUAUUUCAUUCUUACAGGAACUAUCCUGUUUUGUUACGAGGUGCUAUGAAGUGGUGAUGAAUGUAGUCCACCAGUUGGCUGCCCUCUAUAUCAGUAACAAGAUUGCACCCAAAAUUAUAGAGACAACUGGAGUUCAUUUUCAGACUAUGUAUGAGCACUUGGGAGAACUGCUAACAGUUUUGCUCACCCUGGAUGAAAUUAUUGAUAAUCAUAUCACACUGAAAGACCACUGGACUAUGUACAAAAGGUUACUGAAAUCUGUCCAUCAUAAUCCUUCAAAAUUUGGAAUUCCAGAAGAAAAACUAAAGCCAUUUGAAAAGUUCUUGCUGAAGCUAGAAGGGCAGUUACUGGAUGGAAUGAUAUUCCAGGCCUGUAUAGAACAACAAUUUGAUUCUCUCAAUGGAGGAGUAUCUGUGUCAAAAAAUAGCACUUUUGCUGAGGAAUUUGCACAUAGUAUUCGGUCAAUUUUUGCAAACGUAGAAGCCAAACUUGGAGAACCUUCUGAAAUUGACCAGAGAGACAAAUAUGUUGGAAUUUGUGGACUCUUUGUAUUGCACUUUCAGAUUUUUCGAACUAUUGAUAAAAAGUUUUAUAAGUCUUUAUUGGAUAUUUGUAAGAAGGUACCAGCUAUCACUCUAACUGCUAAUAUUAUUUGGUUUCCUGAUAAUUUUCUGAUCCAGAAAAUACCAGCGGCUGCCAAACUUUUAGACAGAAAAAGUCUUCAAGCCAUUAAAAUACACAGGGAUACUUUUCUACAGCAGAAAGCUCAAUCACUUACCAAAGAUGUACAGUCUUACUACGUCUUUGUGAGCUCAUGGAUGAUGAAAAUGGAAUCUAUUUUAUCUAAAGAGCAGAGAAUGGAUAAAUUUGCUGAGGAUCUCACCAACAGAUGUAAUGUUUUUAUACAGGGCUUCUUAUAUGCAUAUAGUAUUAGUACCAUUAUUAAAACCACAAUGAAUCUCUACAUGUCCAUGCAAAAGCCAAUGACCAAAACCUCAGUUAAGGCAUUGUGCAGACUCGUUGAACUUCUCAAGGCAAUAGAGCAUAUGUUCUACAGGAGAAGCAUGGUUGUGGCUGAUUCAGUUUCACAUAUUACGCAGCACCUUCAGCAUCAGGCUCUUAAUUCUAUUUCUGUGGCCAAGAAAAGAGUGAUUUCUGACAAAAAAUACAGCGAACAGCGUCUUGAUGUGCUCUCUGCUCUGGUUUUGGCUGAAAACACUCUAAAUGGACCAAGCACAAAGCAACGGCGACUUAUUGUUUCUUUGGCACUAAGUGUUGGCACACAGAUGAAAACAUUUAAAGAUGAAGAACUCUUUCCACUUCAAGUAGUCAUGAAAAAACUGGAUCUUAUCAGUGAACUUAGAGAACGAGUCCAAACACAAUGUGACUGUUGUUUUUUAUACUGGCAUCGAGCUGUCUUCCCAAUUUAUUUAGAUGAUGUAUAUGAAAAUGCUGUUGAUGCAGCUAGAUUACAUUACAUGUUCAGUGCUUUGCGCGACUGUGUACCUGCUAUGAUGCAUGCAAGGCAUUUAGCGUCCUAUGAGAUACUUCUGGAUUGCUAUGACAAGGAAAUUAUGGAAAUUUUAAAUGAGCAUUUGCUGGAUAAAUUAUGCAAAGAAAUAGAGAAGGAUCUGCGACUUUCUGUGCAUACUCAUUUAAAGCUGGAUGACCGCAACCCUUUCAAAGUUGGCAUGAAAGACCUGGCUCUUUUUUUCUCUCUGAAUCCGAUUCGGUUUUUCAAUCGUUUCAUUAACAUUCGGGCGUAUGUAACUCACUACCUAGACAAGACUUUCUACAAUUUAACAACAGUAGCCCUUCAUGACUGGGCCACUUAUAGUGAGAUGAGAAACUUAGCUACUCAGCGUUAUGGACUGGUUAUGACAGAGGCACAUCUUCCCAGUCAGACUUUGGAACAGGGACUUGAUGUUUUAGAAAUUAUGAGAAACAUUCAUAUAUUUGUGUCCCGAUACCUCUAUAAUCUCAACAAUCAGAUUUUUAUUGAACGAACAAGCAAUAACAAGCAUUUGAAUACUAUUAAUAUUCGGCAUAUUGCUAAUUCAAUUCGAACACAUGGCACGGGAAUUAUGAAUACAACCGUUAAUUUCACCUACCAGUUUUUGAAAAAGAAGUUCUAUAUAUUUAGCCAAUUUAUGUAUGAUGAACACAUCAAAUCCAGAUUGAUUAAAGAUAUUCGAUUUUUCAGGGAAAUUAAGGACCAAAAUGAUCAUAAGUAUCCUUUUGAUAGAGCAGAAAAAUUCAAUCGAGGCAUCAGAAAACUUGGAAUAACACCUGAGGGACAGAGUUACCUUGAUCAAUUCAGGCAACUCAUCAGCCAAAUUGGUAAUGCUAUGGGCUAUGUACGAAUGAUAAGAUCUGGUGGUCUUCAUUGUAGCAGCAAUGCCAUUAGAUUCGUUCCUGAUCUUGAAGAUAUUGUAAAUUUUGAGGAACUAGUAAAAGAAGAAGGUCUUGCAGAAGAAACAUUAAAAGCAGCAAGGCAUUUGGAUUCAGUCCUCAGUGAUCACACACGAAAUUCUGCUGAAGGCACAGAGUAUUUCAAAAUGCUCGUAGAUGUUUUUGCUCCAGAAUUUCGAAGGCCAAAGAAUAUACAUCUCCGAAAUUUCUAUAUAAUUGUUCCCCCUCUGACCCUCAACUUUGUAGAGCAUUCCAUUAGUUGCAAGGAAAAAUUGAAUAAAAAAAAUAAAAUUGGAGCUGCCUUUACUGAUGAUGGCUUUGCCAUGGGUGUGGCUUACAUUCUAAAGCUUUUGGAUCAGUACCGGGAGUUUGACUCACUUCACUGGUUCCAGUCUGUUAGAGAGAAAUACCUGAAGGAGAUAAGAGCAGUUGCUAAGCAACAGAAUGUGCAGUCAACCAGUCAAGAUGAAAAACUCUUACAAACCAUGAAUCUCACUCAGAAGCGACUGGAUGUCUAUCUACAGGAAUUUGAAUUGCUGUAUUUCUCACUGAGCAGUGCAAGAAUUUUCUUCAGAGCAGACAAGACUGCGGCUGAAGAAAACCAAGAAAAGAAAGAGAAGGAAGAGGAAACUAAAACAAGCAACGGAGACCUGUCCGACAGCACUGGGUCUGCUGAUCCUGUUGUGAAAUGAUACUGAUGCUGUGCACAGAACAUGAUGAAAUCAGCAGAAUCGUGUUAAAACUCUUGCCAGUGGAAUGGAUAAACUAUUUAUGAAUUGUUUCCUGGGUCACAUCUCUGGAAAACAGAUGUUACAACUCUUAAAGGCAGUGCUCUAAAGUGAAGUCCAUUCUGUUUCCAAAAGCUCUACUUUAAAAGGUUGAGAAUGAGAUUUUAAAAUUGGAUUUUUGCCUGGACUUGACGGUAGAAGAUGUUUCUAUUUGAAGUGAAGUUAAAAAAGGGCAAAUCCAUAUUUAUAAACAUCACCUCAGAUUUCUUAUAAUCUAUGUGAGUGUUUUUAAUUUGUAUUUGCAUAGAUCUUUGAUUAUAGUCAUCUCAAGUCAUAGGAAAUUAAAUGCAUAUACUAUAUACAGCCAGUAAAUACAUGCUUAACAAAAGGAACAAGCCUGAAAUUAAUGAAGAAUACAUAUCAAUAUUCUUAUAAAAGGAAUAUAUGAUGAUGGCUUUGACACUAGAGGUGAGGUACAAGUGUUUUAUGUACUCUCUGUACAGUGUAACUGAUGAUCAUUCUUUCAUUGUUAAUUUCAUGUGACUCAAAAGAGCUGCUGAUGUCUUUGAUGAGACACUUUAUAACUAGUUUACAUUGCUUUGAGAACAUUUAACCUCCAACAGCUGCUUUACAUUUUAAGAUUUACUUAAUACUCAAAGAAAAUUCAGAUAAAGCCAUAGAGUCCUGUUUGAAACUUCACUUCUAUUUUGGUUGAAGGCAUCAUGUAUGAUGUCAGAAAAAAAUUGAAUGAAUUAUUUCUAUAUCCAAACUCAGGUUUCUUCUACAUUAGAUUGAAUUAAAAUCUUGGUGAUGAUUUGCGUAGACCUUUUUUUUAUUUAAUUAAGUAUGAUUAAGACAUCAGAUUAAGUAAUAGGCUUUUCAGGCAUUAAAAAAAAUACCACUGUGAGAAUAAAGCGCUAGUAACAUACAUCACUGAUUUUAAAAGUACAGAAAGAUUUUGAGUAAAUUUUGUGCCCAGCAAACUGUUUUAUUUUUGUAAAGGUAUAUAAGUUAUUAAAUGGUUAAUCAUGGCCUUUAAAAAAUGUAUUAAAAUGAUACCUUUACAAUGAAGAUAAAAGUUUAAGACUUUCUAAUGCAAAUGUCAUUUUGGGAAAUGCUUGAUUUUUUUCUAUUGCAUUUGUCUGCUAAACAUUUCUUUGGAUAAAUCCUGCAAGUACUUGUAACAUUAUUCUUUGAUUCCAGCUUUUAGAAUGGGUGUGUGAUGCCCUCUUUGUACUUACUGGUUAGGGUCAGGGUAACUUGCCAGCCCAAAUAAAUACUUUAACUGUUAAAAGUCAGAAGAGACAGAGUAUGUAGGAAAUGUUUUUUGUUUAUUAUGUAAACAUGGCUUACAGGAUUAUGGACAAUGGAUAGAUUAAAGGCAUUUAAUAUUUGUAAUUCAUAAUAACUGUAGAAAUGGCCCUAAAGCAUGCUGCAUAAUUAAUAAUUUAUAUUUUCAUUAUAAAUGUUUAUAUUAAUGAUCUUGCAUUUAUGUCAAAUUUGUCAUCAUUUCAUAGCAACAGUAUUGUUUUCUCUGUUUUUCUUCUCUAACUUCCCUGAAAUCAUUCCCUUUAGUGGGGAUGGAAAUUGUUACUAGAAGAGAAUUAGAUGUUCUCUGUUCAUUAUCCCUGCACAUGUAAAUUAAUUAUUUUAUCAAUACUAUAUAGAGUUCACAUGCUGACUCCCUGAAUACCUACAAUUGAGAAGAAAAUGACAAUUAUUUGUCCUUUAGUUCAAAAUAAUGUCACUGCAAUCAGGAUAGAUUAUAAGUUCACAUUUUUUAAAUAAGAUCUUGGAAACAAGUAUUUAAACGGUUUCAAACUGCAGAGCAACAGGGCUUCAGUCUAUUCACACCUAAGUUCAUAUGUACAUUUGGAUGAUGGUUUUUCUUGAUAACAUAUUAACAUUGAUUUUAUUUUUUCAGACAUACUGUAAUUUAAAAAUUAAUGUGAGCGUUUGUUGUAAGUUCACAGAAAACUUAAUGAUACUUCAAAUUCUCAGGAAUUAAGGACUAACCAUAACAUUGUCAGUUCUAAUUAAAUUUUGUAAAAGAUGGCAAGUUUGUUACCUCACUUGAGUGGGGUUUCCCUCUUCCCCAACUCUUAAGAGAAUACAAUGUGUAUACUAAAACAUUAAUAAACAUAAUUUCGAAAAUUU
This is a messenger RNA of Saimiri boliviensis boliviensis (Bolivian squirrel monkey), 5802 nucleotides long. RefSeq names its product WASH complex subunit 4 (gene WASHC4). NCBI's taxonomy places the organism in Eukaryota, Metazoa, Chordata, Mammalia, Primates, Cebidae. Gene Ontology annotation, cellular component: WASH complex; endosome. Gene Ontology annotation, biological process: endosomal transport; endosome organization. The record is from RefSeq and is a predicted model, not a curated record.